Molecule: messenger RNA, 2124 nt
Organism: Acaulospora morrowiae
Lineage: Eukaryota; Fungi; Glomeromycota; Glomeromycetes; Diversisporales; Acaulosporaceae
Source: the annotation of a GenBank genome assembly
AUGACUACUACUUGGACCUAUCCUUCAGUCAGACGCGACGAGUCGUUCUUUGAAGAAUUACAUGGUGUAAAAGUCGCGGACCCGUAUAGGUGGCUCGAAGAUCCCGAGUCUGAGGAGACAAAGGAUUUUGUGGCCGCGCAGAAUGCUCUUACUGACAAGCACUUGGAAACAUACCCACAUCGCGAGAAAUUUCGUAAAGCUUUGACCAAAAUGUAUGAUUAUGAGAAAUAUGGUUGCCCAUUUAAAAGAGGCAAUUGCUAUUAUUAUUUUUAUAAUACAGGAUUACAAGCACAAAGCGUUUUGUAUCAGCUGAAAGAUUCACUAGAUUCCGAACGCGUCGAAUUCUUUAAUCCAAACGUUAUUGAAAAAGAUGGCACUGCGGCUCUUAAUACCUACUCUUUUUCAAAACACGGAAAAUACUUUGCCUAUGGUAGUGAUUGGGUUACUGUAAAUGUGAAGACUACAAAUAUUGAAGAACAAACUCAAUUAAGUGAUGUCAUUGAAUGGGUCAAAUUCUCGGCAAUCGGCUGGACCAAUGACGAGGCUGGUUUCUUUUAUCAAAAAUAUCCUCGACCUGAGAAGGAUACCGAUAAGGGUACUGAAACAGAUUCCAAUUUAAACGCCGAGCUUUGUUACCAUAAAUUAGGAACUUCGCAAUCGGAGGACAUCACCAUCUGCAAAGAUCCGGAAAAUCCGGAAUAUAUGUAUGAUGCAUAUGUCUCGGAUGAUGGUCGUUAUAUAAUUGUUGAGAUAGUGAAGGAUUGCAAUCCAAAGAACAAGUUAUGGAUUUCGGAUUUAGAGAAAUCCAACUAUGAAAUCACUGGAAACAUCGAUUUUAUUAAAGUCGCAGAUAACUUCGAUGCGAAAUAUUCAUAUGUAACAAAUGAUAAUACAAUAUUUUACUUCAAGACUAAUUUAAAUGCGCCUCGAUGCAAAAUCGUCAAAUAUGAUUUGGCUCAUCCUGAAGAGGGUUUUGUGGAAAUUGUAGGAGAGAGUCAAAAGGACGUCCUUACGAGUGCUAACGUAGUAGCAGAAAAAAAUUUAAUUUUGAUAUAUAUGCAUGAUGUUAAGGAAGAAAUACGUAUACACGAUUUAUCUACAGGAAAACACAUAAUGAACCUGCCGCUUCCAAUAGGAUCUGUGGAAUCUCUUACAGGGAGAAAAGAGGACACCGAAUUCUUCUUCAACUUUAUUAGCUUUUUGAACCCCGGGAUUAUCUACAAAUAUGACUUCUUAAGUAAAUCUUUGUCAGAAUACAAGACCACAACUGUUCAAGGGCUGAAAAGUGAAUUGCUGGAAUCGAGGCAAGUUUUUGUGAAAAGCAAGGACAACACAAAUGUUCCAAUGUUUAUUAUUUCCUCUAAGAACAUUGAUCUAGGUGGCAAUAAUCCCGCUCUUUUGUAUGGAUAUGGUGGAUUCAACGUCAGUAUAAAACCGACUUUCAGUGCUUCCUGGAUAAGUUUUGUUCAACAUUAUAAUGGAGUCGUAGCUGUUGCGAACAUUCGCGGAGGUGGCGAAUAUGGCGAGGAAUGGCAUAAGGCUGGAAUGUUAGCGAAUAAGCAAAAUGUUUUUGACGAUUUCCAGGCCGCUGCAAAAUGGUUGGUGGAAAAUAAAUUUACAAAGCAAGAGAAGUUGACGAUUCAUGGCGGUUCAAACGGUGGUUUGCUUGUUGGAGCAUGUGUCAACCAGGCACCCGAAUUGUUUGGUUGUGCCGUAGCCAGUGUAGGUGUUAUGGACAUGCUGAGAUUUCAUAAAUUUACUAUUGGGCAUGCAUGGCGAAGUGACUAUGGAGAUCCCGAUAAAAAAGAAGAUUUUGAAUAUAUAUACAAGUAUUCUCCGGUUCAUAAUGUAAAACCAGGCAAAAUUUAUCCUGCACUAUUAUUGACCACUUCUGAUCAUGAUGAUAGAGUAGUACCUUUGCAUUCCUAUAAGUACAUAGCAACUCUGCAGCAUGUUGCUAAAAACAACCCAAAUCCAUUGGUAAUAAGAAUAGACACAAAGGCCGGUCAUGGUGCUGGAAAACCAACGAAAAAGCAGGCAAGUCUUUAUGCCUUUUCUAUUGACGAGGCUGCUGACAGGUUUUCUUUUAUUGCAUUAUCUGUUGGCGCCGAAUGGGUAGAGUAA